GGCACUCCCACCCCGGCAGCCCCUGUGCGUGGAAAUCCAGCCAAGGUCUGAUGAUGGAGGAGCCUUGGCCCUGGCUGUCCCAGGGGAGGAAGUGAAAUUCCUCAGCUCUCCACCAAGAUUGGCAACAAAAGCCUGAUCCCUGGAACACACCAGGCCUCACCUAGAGGUUCAGCCAUUGGAUUAUAGGAACUGCCCUGGCCUGACUCACCCAAUAUGGAGGAGGUGCCUGGGGGUGCCCCCUGUGAACACUUUGAGGCCAACAUGCUUACCCAGAACCGACAUCAAAACUGCUUCCACCCUGAGGAGGCCCAUGGAGCAAGAUACCAGGAGCUCAGGAGCCCUUCAGGUACUGAGGUGCCCUACUGCGACCUGCCUCGAUGCCCACGUGCCCCUGAGGACCCACUCAGCGCCUCAACCUCCAGCUGCCGGUCUGUGGUGGACCCGGGCCUUGGGCCAGGGCCCAGGAGGGGCCCAUCCCCCUCAGCAGGGCUCUCGGAAGAGGGUCCCACAGCCGCCCCCAGGAGCAGGAGCCAUGAUCUUGAGGCAGUGCCCUAUCUGGAGGGCCUGACCACUUCCCUGCGUGGCAGCUGCAACGAGGACCCCAGCUCUGACCCCAGCUCCAGCCCUGACUCCGACUCCGCCACCCCUGAUGAUACCAGCAACUCGUCCUCUGUGGAUUGGGACACUGUUGAGAGGCAGGAGGAGGCCCCCAGCUGGGACGAGCUCGCAGUGAUGAUCCGUAGGAGACCUCAGGAGGGGCCGAGAGCUGACAGCUCCCAAAAGGCUCCGUCUCUCCUCACCAGGUCCCCUGUGGGAGGAGACACUGCAGGCCAGAAAAAGGAGGACACUGGCGGUGGGGGCCAGAGCGCAGGACAGCACUGGGCAAAGCUCCGGGGAGAAAACGGGUUCUCCCUAGAGCGGCACCGGUCAACACUGACCCAGGCUUCCUCCAUGACACCACACAGCGGACCUCGAAGCACCACGCCUCGGGCUUCCCCUGCCCAAAGGGACACUGCUCAGGCUGCCUCUACACAUGAAACCCCCCGAGCCUCCUCUCCCCACCGUAUCACCCAAAGGGACACCUCCAGGGCCUCAUCCACCCAACAGGACACCUCCAGGGCCUCAUUUACACAGCGGAACACCCCCAGAGCUUCCUCUCCCUCACGAAGCACCCAACAGGAUAACCCCAGAACCUCGUCCAACCAACAAAAUAAUCCUAAAUAUUCCUCUCCCCAAAAAGCCACCCAACAAGAUAACCCUAGAACCUCUUCUACCCAGCAGGACAACCCCCAAAGUUCUUUUCCUACUUGUACUCCCCAGUGGGACAACCCUAGGACACCCUGUGCCCGACGGGAUGAUCCUAGAGCCUCCUCUCCCAACAAAGCCACCCAACGAGACAACCCCAGAACAUCUUGUGCCCAGCAGGAUGAUCCCAGAGCCUCCUCUCCCAAUAGAGCCACAAGAGACAAUCCCAGAAUAUCCUGUGCCCAGCGGGACAAUCCCAGAGCCUCCUCUCCCAACAGAACCACCCAACAGGGCAACCCCAGAACAUCCUGUGCCCAGCGGGACAAUCCCAGAACCUUCUCUCAGAUCAAAGCUACCCAACAGGACAACCCCAGAAUGUCCUGUGCCCAGCGGGACGAUCCCAGAGCCUCCUCUCCCAGUAGAGCCACCCAGCGAGACAACCCCAGAACAUCCUGUGCCCAGCGGGACGAUCCCAGAGCCUCCUCUCCCAACAGAACCACCCAACGAGACAACCCCAGAACAUCCUGUGCCCAGCGGGACGAUCCCAGAGCCUCCUCUCCCAACAGAACCACCCAACGAGACAACCCCAGAACAUCCUGUGCCCAGCGGGACGAUCCCAGAGCCUCCUCUCCCAGUAGAGCCACCCAGCGAGACAACCCCAGAACAUCCUGUGCCCAGCGGGACGAUCCCAGAGCCUCCUCUCCCAACAGAACCACCCAACGAGACAACCCCAGAACAUCCUGUGCCCAGCGGGACGAUCCCAGAGCCUCCUCUCCCAGUAGAGCCACCCAGCGAGACAACCCCAGAACAUCCUGUGCCCAGCGGGACGAUCCCAGAGCCUCCUCUCCCAACAGAACCACCCAACGAGAUAACCCCAGAACAUCCUGUGCCCAGCGGGACGAUCCCAGAACCUCCUCUCCCAGUAGAGCCACCCAGCGAGACAACCCCAGAACAUCCUGUGCCCAGCGGGACGAUCCCAGAGCCUCCUCUCCCAACAGAACCACCCAACGAGACAACCCCAGAACAUCCUGUGCCCAGCGGGACGAUCCCAGAGCCUCCUCUCCCAACAGAACCACCCAACGAGACAACCCCAGAACAUCCUGUGCCCAGCGGGACGAUCCCAGAGCCUCCUCUCCCAGUAGGGCCACCCAAAAGGACAACCCCAGAACUUCCUGUGCCCAGCGGGACAAUCCCAGAGCCUCCUCUCCCAACAGAACCACCCAACGAGACAACCCCAGAACAUCCUGUGCCCAGCGAGACAAUCCCAGAGCCUCCUCUCCCAACAGAACCACCCAACGAGACAACCCCAGAACAUCCUGUGCCCAGCGGGACAAUCCCAGAGCCUCCUCUCCCAGUAGAGCUUCCCAAAAGGACAACCCCAGAACUUCUAUUCAACAGAACAUCCCCAGAUCAUCUUCUACCCAACAAGACAAACCUAAAACCUCUUGUACCAAACAGGAUAACCUCAGACCCACUCGUACACAGCGGGACCGCACACAGUCCUUUUCCUUUCAACGAGACAACCCUGGAACCUCUUCAUCUCAAUGCUGCAUCCAAAAGGAGAAUCUGAGACCAUCAUCUCCCCACCGCUCCACUCAAUGGAACAAUCCCAGGAAUUCGUCUCCACAUCGUACUAACAAAGACAUCCCCUGGGCCUCCUUUCCCCUCCGGCCAACUCAGAGUGAUGGUCCUCAAACCUCUUCCCCAUCUCGCUCCAAGCAAAAUGAGGUUCCCUGGGCAUCCAUCGCCCUCCGGCCAACCCAAGGUGACAGGCCUCAGACAUCCUCUCCCAGCAGGCCUGCCCAGCAUGACCCACCCCAGUCCUCCUUUGGCCCCACCCAGUACAACUUGCCAUCCCGGGCCACCUCUUCCUCCCAUAACCCAGGCCACCAGAGCACCUCCCGGACUUCCUCACCUGUGCACCCUGCUGCUUGUGGGGUUCCCUUGACCUAUCCUGAGCCCUCCCAGCCUCCAUGUGCUGUGUGCAUUGGGCACCGGGAUGCCCCUCGAGCCUCUUCGCCCCCUCGCUAUUUGCAGCACGACCCCUUCCCCUUCUUCCCAGAGCCCCACGCCCCAGAGAGUGAAUCACCCCACCACGAGCCUCCCUAUAUACCACCUGCUGUGUGCAUUGGACACCGAGAUGCCCCCCAGGCGUCCUCGCCCCCCCGCCACACCCAAUUUGACCCCUUCCCCUUUCUCCCAGACACAUCAGACGCCGAGCAUCGGUGUCAGUCCCCCCAACACGAGCCCCUACAGCUCCCCGCACCUGUAUGUAUUGGGUACCGAGACGCACCCCGGGCCUCCUCCCCACCACGCCAGGCCCCAGAGCCCUCCCUCUUAUUCCCGGACCUCCCCAGGGCCAGCACAGAGAACGUUGUCCCUUCCAUGGACUCUCUGCACGAGCGCCCCCAAAUCCCCACCCCUGUGUGCAUUGGGCACCGGGAUGCACCCUCCUUCUCAUCCCCACCACGCCAGGCUCCUGAGCCAUCCCUCUUCUUCCAGGACCCCCCUGGAACUAGUAUGGAGAGCCUGGCCCCCUCCACUGACUCUCUGCAUGGCUCCCCAGUGCUGAUCCCCCAAGUAUGCAUCGGGCACCGGGAUGCACCCCGAGCCUCCUCCCCACCCCGCCACCCACCCAGUGACCUAGCGUUCCUGGCACCCUCACCUUCGCCAGGCAGCUCCGGGGGCUCCCGGGGCUCAGUGCCUCCCGGGGAGACCAGGCACAACUUGGAGCGGGAGGAGUACACUGUGCUGGCUGACCUGCCCCCACCCAGGAGGCUGGCCCAGAGACAGCCAGGGACCCAGGCGCAGCGCAGCAGCGGGGGCCGCACCCGCAGCCCUGGCCGCACGGAGGUGGAGCGCCUCUUUGGGCAAGAGCGCAGGAAGUCCGAGGCAGCGGGGGCCUUCCAGGCCCAGGACGAGGGACGGUCACAGCGGCCCAGCCAAGGCCAGAGCCAACUUCUCCGAAGACAGUCCAGCCCUGCCCCCAGCAGGCAGGUGACCAAGCGCCCUGCCAAACAGGCAGAACUGACCUGGCGGAGCCAAGCAGAGCCCCCUCAUUCUCGGAGUCCUGAGAAGAGACCUGAGGGAGAUCGGUGGCUCCAGGGGUCCGUGCCACCUCCCAGGACAUCAGCCAGGACCCCUGAGAGGGAGCUGCAGACACAGAGACCUCUGGAGAGUGGCCAAGCAGGCCCAAGACAGCCUCUGGGGGUGUGGCAGAGUCAAGAGGAACCGCCAGGGUCCCAGGGCCCUCAUAGACACCUGGAGAGGAGCUGGAGCAGCCAGGAGGGAGGCCUGGGGGCAGCCAAAGCCUUGGAGGGAGCAUGGGGGGGCCCUCCUGGGGAGUACAGGGAGAGCUGGGGACAGCCAGAGGCCUGGGAGGAGGCGGCCACCCAUGAGCCCCCCAGAGAACUAGGGAAGAGAAGCCCACUCACAAGCCCCCCUGAGAACUGGGGAGGCCCCACAGAGUCCUCACAAUCCAGGCACCCUGGGACACCCACUACUGUGGGCUGGGGGGCAGAGGGAGCGUGUCCAUACUCGCAUGGCCCUGAGAGGCGACCCGAGCUUGACUGGAGGGACCUGCUUGGUCUUCUCCGGGCACCAGGAGAGGGGGCCUGGGUCCGUCUCCCCAGGCUGGACUGGGAGGGCCUCUUGGAGCUCCUGCAGGCCAGGCUGCCCCGCAAGGACCCAGCUGGACACAGGGAUGACCUGGCCAGGGCUUCAGGGCCAGAGAUGGGUCCCCCAGGCACAAAGGAUGUCCCCGAACAGGAGUCACACAGCCAGCCAGAAGGCUGGGCCGAGGCCACCCCAGUCAACGGACACAGCCCCGCACCGCUGCCCCAGAGCCCGGCCCAGUCGCCCAGCCCUGCCUGCACCUCCACCCAGUGGCCAAAGACCAAAGUGACAAGAGGACCAGCGACCGUAACUCUGGCAGGCCUAGAGCAGACGGGCCCCCUGGGGAGCACUGCAGAGGGCCCCAGUUUGCCAGAGCUGCAGUUCCAACCAGAGGAGCCUGAGGAGUCAGAACCAAGCAGAGGCCAAGACCCCCUGACUGACCAGAAGCAGGCAGACUCGGCAGACAAGAGGCCAGCAGAGGGCAAGGCUGGGAGCCCGCUCAAGGGCCGACUGGUGACCUCAUGGCGGAUGCCCGGGGACCGGCCCACGCUGUUCAAUCCGUUCCUGCUGUCUCUGGGGGUCCUCAGGUGGCGAAGGCCCGAUCUGCUCAACUUCAAGAAGGGAUGGAUGUCGAUCUUGGAUGAGCCUGGAGAGCCUCCCUCCCCUUCGCUCACCACCACCUCUACUUCGCAGUGGAAGAAACAUUGGUUUGUGCUGACAGAUUCAAGUCUCAAAUAUUACAGAGACUCCACUGCUGAGGAGGCAGACGAGCUGGAUGGUGAGAUCGACCUGCGUUCUUGCACGGAUGUCACGGAGUACGCGGUGCAGCGCAACUAUGGCUUCCAGAUCCACACCAAGGAUGCUGUCUAUACCUUGUCGGCCAUGACCUCAGGCAUCCGGCGGAACUGGAUCGAGGCUCUGAGAAAGACCGUGCGUCCAACUUCAGCCCCAGAUGUCACCAAGCUCUCGGACUCUAAUAAGGAGAACGCGCUGCACAACUACGGCACACAGAAGGGCCCCCUGAAGGCAGGGGAGCAGCGGGCGGGCGUUGAGGUCAUCAGCCGGGGUGGCCCUCGGAAGGCAGAUGGGCAGCGGCAGGCCUUGGACUACGUGGAGCUCUCCCCGCUGACCCAGGCCUCCCCACAGCGGGCCCGCACCCCGGCCCGCACUCCUGACCGCCUGGCCAAGCAGGAGGAGCUGGAGCGGGACCUGGCCCAGCGCUCCGAGGAGCGACGCAAGUGGUUCGAGGCCACAGACAGCAGGACCCCAGAGGUGCCCGCUGGUGAGGGGCUGCGCCGGGGCCUGGGUGCCCCCCUGACUGAGGACCAGCAAAAUCGGCUCAGUGAGGAGAUCGAGAAGAAGUGGCAGGAGCUGGAGAAGCUGCCCCUGCGGGAGAAUAAGCGGGUGCCCCUCACUGCCCUGCUCAACCAAAGCCGCGGAGAGCGCCGAGGGACCCCAAGUGACAGCCACGAGGCACUGGAGAAGGAGGUUCAGGCUCUUCGGGCCCAGCUGGAGGCAUGGCGUCUCCAAGGGGAGGCUCCUCAGAGUGCGCCGAGAUCCCAGGAGGACGGCCACAUCCCCCCGGGCUACAUCUCACAGGAGGCAUGUGAGCGCAGCCUGGCAGAGAUGGAGUCCUCACACCAGCAGGUGAUGGAGGAGCUGCAGCGGCACCAUGAGCGGGAGCUGCAGCGGCUGCAGCAGGAGAAGGAGUGGCUCCUGGCGGAGGAGACGGCAGCCACGGCCUCAGCCAUUGAAGCCAUGAAGAAGGCCUACCAGGAAGAGCUGAGCCGAGAGCUGAGCAAAACACGGAGUCUCCAGCAGGGCCCGGAUGGGCUCCGGAAGCAGCACCAGUCAGAUGUGGAGGCACUGAAGCGGGAGCUGCAGGUGCUAUCGGAGCAGUACUCGCAGAAGUGCCUGGAGAUAGGGGCGCUCACGCGGCAGGCCGAGGAGCGUGAGCACACGCUGCGCCGCUGCCAGCAGGAGGGCCAGGAGCUGCUGCGCCACAACCAGGAGCUGCAUGGCCGCCUGUCAGAGGAAAUAGACCAGCUGCGCGGCUUCAUUGCCUCGCAGGGCAUGGGCAACGGCUGCGGGCGCAGCAAUGAGCGGAGUUCCUGCGAGCUGGAGGUGCUGCUUCGUGUAAAAGAGAAUGAACUCCAGUACCUGAAGAAGGAGGUGCAGUGCCUCCGGGAUGAACUCCAGAUGAUGCAGAAGGACAAGCGCUUCACCUCGGGGAAGUACCAGGAUGUCUACGUGGAGCUGAGCCACAUCAAGACGCGGUCCGAGCGGGAGAUCGAGCAGCUGAAGGAGCACCUGCGCCUUGCCAUGGCCGCCCUCCAGGAGAAGGAGUCGAUGCGCAACAGCCCUGGCUGAGUAGAGGUCCCACUCAGCUGCAGACCCUCCAGGCUGGAGGACCAGCCGCCCUCUUUCCCUCCUGGAUGGAAGUCAAAAGCCAAGCUUUCUCCCCACCCUCUGUGGGCCACACGUGCACUUGCACCCACCACACACACCCACACACAGACACAGACACACACACACGUGCACACAUGUACACACAGACACACAUACACACACUCUGCGUAUCUGAGCGCGCCCCUCGCACUGGGUCUUACCUUGCACCUUCUUCAGGAUUUUAUAUGUGAAGAGAUUUUUAUAUAGAUUUUUUUCCUUUUUUUCCAAAACACGUUAUACUUUAAAAAAAAAACAACAACAAUUCCUGGUGGCCGUGUGCCUCCAGCCCUGGUCCCGCUCUGUCUCCAGCCACCCUCUGCUUGGGCUUCUGGGCUGGUGGCACUGGUCCGGGGGUCUGGUGGAGGCCCAGGCAGCGGCCAUGGCGGGGUGUCUCUGCAGGGGAGAGGCGGGAGCCUGCCACCUUCCUCCUACCCUACCUCCUACUAACACUUGCUGCCCCAUUUGGACCCUUACCAUGGGGCUCAGGACAGAGGGAGCCAGCAGCUGGCUUCCAUGGCCCCACAGCCUCCUCUGAGGCUGUGCUGGGUGCGGAACCGCCAGAGCCACCCAAAAGGUGAUUCUCUCCUGCCCCCUGAACCUCUUAACUUAAUAAAACGUUCCAGCAA
Molecule: messenger RNA, 7934 nt
Organism: Rhinopithecus roxellana (golden snub-nosed monkey)
Lineage: Eukaryota; Metazoa; Chordata; Mammalia; Primates; Cercopithecidae
Gene: TRIOBP
Product: TRIO and F-actin binding protein
Biological process (GO): positive regulation of substrate adhesion-dependent cell spreading; actin filament organization
Cellular component (GO): actin cytoskeleton
Molecular function (GO): actin filament binding
Source: RefSeq, a predicted model, not a curated record